UUUCGCUUUUCAAACAAAAGUGCUUCAGUGCUUCUCUGCUGCGGGAGUAGGAGUAUACGCCAUACGCCGCAAAGAGUAACUUUCUUAUAACUAUCCAACAAAUAAGAACUUUGAGAACAGUGAAAAAUGAGUCGUCUUUUCGCUGAAAGCACGUGGGAAGAAAAUGCAGUUGGUGACAAACUUAGUAAAGAAAUAUUUCACAAGAAAAACAACAAAGAUAAAAAAAAUAAAAAAACCACAAGUAUCUCCACAAAGAAGAAUUCCAAAAAGACUAAAAAUAUCCAGGAAACUUUGAGUCCAAAACUGGCUGCACAUAAUAAAAAAAGACCACGAACUAUUUCUGAUACUGAAAAAUCCAGUGAAACAUUCUCUAAGAAAGCAAAGAGAAAGAAAUCUCAUUCAAACAGUGAGGAAUUAACACCUCAUCACCAAAGUCAGCAUAAUAACAAUCAUGUCAGCAUACAAAAUGACUCUCAAAAAAAAAAAGUAAAGCAGGGAGAAGGUAAUGGCCAUGAGGAUACUAAAUCACAGCGCAAAAGGAAAAAGCAGAAGCAGAAGAAAAUUACUGAAAACCCAAAAGCUGGGUUACCAGAUAACGGAGAAACCUCUCGUACAUUGUCAGAGAAAAAGUCUUCUGUGAUAAAAAACCUCAAUGUCAAACGACUGGAGAGUAUGUUAGCUUCAAAGGAAAAAUCAAAAACUAGUAAAAUCAUGCAAACACCUGAAACUCUCAGAGAACGUAUGAUGACGCAAUUAAGAGCCUCCAGAUUCCGAUACUUAAACGAAACUCUCUACAACAAUGAAAGUUCCGAGUCUAAAAGAUUCUUCAAAGAAGACCCCGAUGCGUUUGCAGCUUAUCACGCCGGAUACAAACAGCAAGUUGAGCAGUGGCCACUCAAUCCUCUGGACGUUAUAAUAUCUUCGAUCAGCAAAUUGCCAAAGGAUUAUGUCAUAGCUGAUUUUGGAUGUGGAGAAGCUCGUUUAGCUGAAUCGGUGACCCAAAGAGUACAUUCCUUUGAUCUAGUCGCUGUGAACGACAAAGUCAAGGCCUGUGACAUGGCGCAUACGCCAUUGCUAACACAUGGUAUAAACGUUGCUGUAUUUUGUUUAUCGCUGAUGGGAACAAACCUCGGAGAUUACUUGCUGGAAGCGAAUCGAGUUUUGAAAAUGGAUGGCAUCAUGAAAAUCGCGGACGUCGAGAGCAGGUUCGAAAACAUCGACGAGUUUAUAACUUUGCUCAAGAGUUACGGAUUCAUCAAUACGUGGAAAGAUUUAUCUCACAACUUAUUUUAUUUUAUGGAUUUCAAAAAAAUUUCGGACGUCAAUAGAAACGCAAAAAAGCUACCGCAGAUUGCGUUGAAACCUUGUGUUUAUAAAAAACGAUAAUUGAGUAUAAUUAAAAAUGAUUGUAAUCAAGAUUUAUUUUUGCAUAUUUUCUUGUACCACACGAUGAUUACUCUGCAUGAAAGUAUCAACCAUGGUGUGGGUCAUUGAUCUAUGUGCUUGCUUAAACAAUACGCCUAUCUUAAAACGUAUUGCUCUGAAAGGCACAAUUUACGACGUAUGUACACAUGCAAAAUGAAUUGAUGUAAUGAAGGUUCGAAACUUUAGGAUUCAUAACAAAAAAAAUUUUAUAAAAAUGGAAUUUUUACAAUAAACCCAUUUUCUCGUA
This is a messenger RNA of Venturia canescens, 1672 nucleotides long. Its product is annotated as ribosomal RNA-processing protein 8. Gene Ontology annotation, biological process: cellular response to glucose starvation; regulation of transcription by glucose; rDNA heterochromatin formation. Bases 127 to 1386 code for a protein of 419 amino acids. Lineage: Eukaryota; Metazoa; Arthropoda; Insecta; Hymenoptera; Ichneumonidae. The transcript has 4 exons. Gene Ontology annotation, cellular component: chromatin silencing complex; nucleolus; rDNA heterochromatin. Gene Ontology annotation, molecular function: methyltransferase activity. The record is from RefSeq and is a predicted model, not a curated record.